AUGCCACUUUCUGUGCACACGACAACUCAUCCACUCGCCUACAGGAUCGAAGCAAAUCUUACAAAACCAGUGGAUCAAUCAGUAUUUGGUCUGGUCUUCUAUGGUCGAGCAGAUCGAGUACGGAUACUCAACUGUUACCUCGAGCGUAAUCUUGUCGAACAAGGAGGCUGGCUUGAUGAGGUCCAUUUCGUGCGCAAUACUGAGAACGCGACCGAUUUGGCGUAUCUGGAUGAGCUGCUGAGGAAACAUUCAAGGUACAAGAUUAUCGAUAUUAACAGUACUCUCGCAUCGGAAGUCAACGAUAGGUAUAAGGCAGCUUGGAGGCAGCUGCAGAGGGACACUAUUUACGUCAAGAUCGACGACGAUGUCGUAUGGCUGGCUGAUGAUGCGAUCCCUCGCAUGGUAAGUCGUAAAUUCAACCAGGACGACUAUUUGGUCGUCUCGGCCAGUGUCAUAAAUUCGCCGUUGAUGAGCAAGGUGCACCUCGAUGCCGGAGCCUAUCAUCCAUACCUCCCAGCUCAUGCCACAUCUACUCCCAAAAAGGUAUUAGCACGUUUGACGAAAGGCAAAGCCUCUGGACGAACGAGUUGGCAGUAUAAUCAGUACCCUAUUUGGGAGGGGCCAAGCAAUUACACCUUGCACGAUGAUGACUCCUCCAACAGCUCUUUUCCAGUCUGGUUGCGUCUCCCCGAAGAGAACCUGAAUAAAACUCCAGCACAGGGCAUCGAGUACAAUUCCUGGGGUUCAAGCUGGUCAUCCUGGAGGAUCGCAGCACAAUCGCAUCUCUCACUCCUCGAAAACCUAUACCAUGGCAACACAUCAUUGUAUUUCAGUAACCUCGACGAAGAGGUCUGGUUCACUCAACCGGACCGCUUGUCGGUCAACGUCAUAGCAAUUUUUAGCAAUGACAUCCUGGACAAUAUGCCCGACGAUGCUUUUGAUGAUGAGGAGUGGCUGACUGUGACGCUGCCAGGACAGCAGGGAAAACGAGUUGGUGUUGAGACUCGUGCGCUUGCGGCUCAUUUUGCUUUCGGAGCACAGUCACAGGUUGAGUCGACGGAUAUUCUGGCUAGGUACCAGGAUCGUGCCAGGCAAAUGGCUUGUUUGAAAAUCUGA
Lithohypha guttulata is the source of this 1116-nucleotide messenger RNA. RefSeq lists its product as uncharacterized. The record is from RefSeq and is a predicted model, not a curated record. The transcript has a single exon. Lineage: Eukaryota; Fungi; Ascomycota; Eurotiomycetes; Chaetothyriales; Trichomeriaceae. The coding region runs from base 1 to 1116 and encodes 371 amino acids.